UCAGUGAGGGGAGUCGUAAUAUGUCGGGGGUGCAUAUCUAAUAUGAAUGUCAUAUUUUAAAUACAUUUUAUACACAAUAAAUACAUUGUCGUUUCUCUGCUUUUAUUUUUAUUCAUCGCACAAAAUUAAGCAUUUAAUUUGAUUUUCCAACAUUUAAAGUCUUUUUCACAUCUGAAAUGAUAUAAUGUCGAGCGGACUCACAUCAGUUGUGCGGGUCUGCAGCUGGAUGCUAUUGGGAGUGGCAAUAAAGAGGCGUGAUCACGCAGACUCUCAGCAGCACAUGCUUAACACUUCUCACUGUCGGGUUAUUAUUUUGACCUGUUCUGUGAGCUGUUGAAGAAAAUGUAUACUAUGAUGUUGUUCUGUUUCUCCUUGUGGAGUCUGUCUGGUGUGUUUAGUGAGUGUGUGUCAGUGACUGAAGGAGAUUCUGUGACUCUGUCUGUGGAUCUGACUGAAGUGAAAGAUGGAAUCUCCUGGAAGUUUGGAGCUCAUGAUGUUGUCAUAGCUGAGAUGAAUGCAGAGAACAAGAACAUCAGUUUAUAUGAAGAGAGAGCUGACGGGAGAUUCAGAGACAGACUGAAGAUGGAUCACACUGGAUCUCUCACCAUCAACAACAUCACACUCACAGACUCCGGACUUUAUCAAGUCUUCAACAAAAACACAAAGACUAAACUCAAGAUAUUCAACAUCACUGUCUAUGGUCGUCUUCCCAUUCCUGUCAUCACCAGAGACUCUCCAGUUCAGAGUCACUUGAUGAAUUUUUCAUCAUCUUCAGUGUCAGAUUGUUCAGUGUUGUGUUUAGUGAUGAAUGUGUCACAUGAUGUGAGUCUCUCCUGGUAUAAUGGAAGCCGUGUACACUCCAGCAUCAGUGUGUCUGAUCUCAACAUCAGUGUGUCUGAUCUCAACAUCAGACUCUCUCUACCUCUGGAGGUGGAAUAUCAGGACACAAACACAUACAGAUGUGUGGUCAACAAUCCCAUCACAAACCACACACAACAUCUACACAUCACUCAACUCUGUCACACAUGUCAAGGCUACUGCUGUUGUGGUUUUACUGAAGCUGUGAUCCGAUUGGUCAUCUCUGCUCUGGUGGGCGUGGCUACUGUUGCUGUUUUGGUUUAUGACAUCAGAUCCAGAGGAGAUGAGCAGACAGUAUAUUAAAUUACUGAUAGUUGCUUUGUAUAAAUCUGAUAAAUAAGUGUAAACGCAGCUAUUUUGCUACAGCUGCUUUGCCAACUAACACCCUAGUACAUAGACCAGAGUAAUAUUCAUUAUUUGGGUUUAUUUGAUUUUUCAUACUGAUCUGACAAAUGUCAACAAACAUAGAUUUUCUGAGUUGGCUACUGGGGUUAGAAUCUAGGUUGUUCUGCUGUAGUUUUUCUCUCUCUAAAGAUCUCUCGAUCAGGGUCUGUAUUACAGAAACAUCCCAGCUCAGAAUAUCUCUUUAGUAACUUGGUGAUUUUGCUUUGCAGCCCAUUUAGAACAUUUAACGUUAGAUCAUAACAUAUACACAUAUGGCCUCAGGUCCUUUAUUUUACAGUUCUGCUUGCUUGCUUUUGUCCUUGAUUUCUUCCUAAAACGUUUUCAGUCGAUGGGUUAUAGUGAGCACAUGUUAUUGAUAGUAUCUGUAUAAUGCAUUUUUUUUGUGUGAGGCUUAGAUGUUUAGUUAAUAAAGAAAA
Triplophysa rosa is the source of this 1679-nucleotide messenger RNA. RefSeq names its product carcinoembryonic antigen-related cell adhesion molecule 3-like. The coding region runs from base 343 to 1161 and encodes 272 amino acids. The transcript has 4 exons. Lineage: Eukaryota; Metazoa; Chordata; Actinopteri; Cypriniformes; Nemacheilidae. The record is from RefSeq and is a predicted model, not a curated record.